This is a messenger RNA of Babesia microti strain RI, 3630 nucleotides long. Its product is annotated as XRN1, SEP1, KEM1, 5'-3' exoribonuclease 1. The coding region runs from base 1 to 3630 and encodes 1209 amino acids. Gene Ontology annotation, molecular function: 5'-3' RNA exonuclease activity; RNA binding. Gene Ontology annotation, cellular component: nucleus. The transcript has a single exon. Lineage: Eukaryota; Apicomplexa; Aconoidasida; Piroplasmida; Babesiidae. Gene Ontology annotation, biological process: rRNA catabolic process; nuclear-transcribed mRNA catabolic process. The record is from RefSeq and is a predicted model, not a curated record.
AUGGGCGUGGGUCAUUUUUUUCGUUACAUCGCAGAACGCUAUCCGCUCAUUUGUCAACAAAUAUCAAGAUCAUUUUCGGACAACGAAGCCGCAUUAUCUGAAUUUUACUCUGAUUCUACACUCCCCUUUGAUGCCCUUUACCUUGACAUGAAUGGCAUAGUCCACAUUUGUGCCUAUUCGAAUAAGGAAUUCAGCCGUGACAUAUCUUCGCUAGGCGACAUAUGGUUAUCUAUAUUCCAAUAUAUAACAAAGAUAGUUAAUUUGGCUAAGCCUAAAAAACUGUUAUAUUUGGCGGUGGAUGGAGUGGCCCCCAAGGCCAAGAUGAAUCAGCAGCGCACUCGGCGCUUUAGAAGCGUUGCGGAAUCAGAACAGAGAGCUAAUUUGAAUGAAGAAUGCGCGAAAUACUUUGCUAACGGCUACGACGACCCAGUUAGGGGCAAGGAUGGUUUUGUGUUCGAUCCUACAUGCAUAACCCCUGGCACGAAAUUUAUGCAUGAAUUUACCACUCAAAUAGAGAAAUAUGUCGCAAAAAUGAUCAAGGCAGAUACUUAUUGGUCUAAAUUAAAGGUGAUAGUGUCUGGAGCCAAUGUGCCAGGUGAAGGAGAGCACAAAAUAGCCGAAUACAUCCGCAACACUAAGGGCCAAUCGAUCAAAUCACACUGCAUAUAUGGAUUAGAUGCAGACCUGAUUAUGCUAUCUUUACUUUUUCAUGAACCACACAUUUGUCUACUUCGUGAAUCUAUAAUUUUCACCAAUAUGAUGAAAAAUAAUAUAACAUAUCGGUUAUUACCUAAGGAUGACAAUUUUGUGCUGCUGCACAUACGGGUGCUACGCGAAUAUUUGGCUCGUGAAUUAUUACCCGUGCACAUGCUGAAAGAGCCCUUUAUAUCAAGGGCUAUCGAUGAUUUUAUCCUCAUCUGCUUGCUUGUGGGCAAUGAUUUCCUUCCUCACUUAAAGUUUGUACAGAUCCCUAACAGAGGAUUAACGAUUCUGAUGAAAUUAUACCGAGAACAUGUGGGAAAAAACCAAAAAAACCCUUGGCUCACGAUUGAUUGUGGUGAAAUAGACCUCCGCAACUUUUGCAACUUCUUGGACAAAUACUGCAGGGUAGAGACAAAACAAAUACUAGAAAAACUAAGAGAUCCCAAUGAGCACAAACCAACCUUGAUAGACACAGCCCGGCAUAAAAUUGAAAAGGAUUAUACGACAUAUUCGCGAAUGUUUCCCAAACCCGCAACCACUCCUGACCAGUGGGCUAGCAGGUACUAUUAUGCCAAAAUGGGCCUCACAGAUGAGCAAUCUAGGGAGGAAAUAGUCAAACAAUAUUUGAUUGGGAUACAGUGGGUCUUGUAUUACUACUACAGAUGCGUACCCGACUGGAAUUGGUACCUCCCGUGCCCCUACCCACCCCUGGCCCAGGACAUGUCAAAGAUACUCAAACGUACUAUCCAGAAAACCGAAUGCAAGAGACUAUCUAAGGCACUUGGUAUCAAGUUUGAAUUGGGACAUCCCUGUACGCCCUUUGAGCAGCUCCUGUCGGUCCUCCCGCCAAAGUCAAGCUACUUGCUACCAAAACAGCUGGAAGCACUGAUUACAGAUCCAAAGUCUGGACUUGAAAGUUACUUCCCAACGCAAUUCGACGUGGAUAUGGACGAUACUUUGGUGCCUUGGGGAGGGGUUACACUCCUGCCCACUAUCGAUCCAACCUUGAUAAGGCAAAUUAUUCACAAUUCAUUGCAAUGUCAUCCUCUCGACAAAGCGGAUGAACAGCGCAAUGAAUUUGGCCAGGCCCAUCUAAUUUUUCAGUGCAAUAGCGGCAAAGUUAUCAAGCGUAAAUUUCGAAAUCCUGGGAUAAAUGGCCACUUUGACAACACUAUGCGCUAUGUGGAAUCAAGUCCUGUGAACAGUUUUUGGUUCCCUAGCAUCGCCCAGCUUAGACACCAGUUCCAGUUUAGCAAGGGCGUCAACGUAUUUUCGAGGCCCUCUCAACAUGAGAGCAUGUACAUUUACCCCCAGCCAAUCAUCCGUGGCAAAAUAUCCCAGCACGCCCUCGUUGGCUACCCCUAUCCCUCAUUGGUUCAGGUUUACAAAAUAUUCACUCCCAGCGUUACAUUCAACCUUAGCCACCGCAAAUUCACACAAACUGACCCAGAUCACUAUGAGAAGGUUGCCGAACAGUUGCGAUUCCAAUACCACGUUCAAGGUAUUUGCCUUCAGUCCACUCCUUCCACAGGCGCCAUCGACUUUUUGGCCUCCUUGUUCAGUGUGGAUCUUGAUAUAUUCAGGACCAACCAAGAUUGUCCCGACGCUAUAGAAAAUACUUUUAUCUCUUUCCGCCGGAUAGACAGAAACCUAGGCCCCUACGGGGGCGUUGAAUACCACAAUAUUUCCUUUGCCAGAUUUGUGGCCAAGCAAAAAUCAUCACAGCCGAGUUUAAGCAAUUUGGAUGGAUGCAAAGUCGUACUGAUAAGAGACGGUCCACUUUUUGGAAGCGUAGGGAAGCUGUCGAUCAGCGAGCAGGGCGCCAUAGCGACAUUUUUUUCCGGCGGCUCCAAUAGAGCCGAUAAGGACGCGUUUUCUGACGCGAGGGACAGGCACCAUUGGCUGCAGGCAAUGGCUCUGAAAAUUUUGAUUUCUUCUAAGAAUUCUAAGUGGUACGGAUUCGAAACUUUGUGUGCUAAGGCGGGGAUUACAUCGCAUGUAGGCGAGCUAAUCUUGGGCAGCCUUGAAAUAAACCUCAAUGGGAUCCGGCAUGACAUAGGAAUGGGCUUGUGUACUUGGAAUAAAUCGCACUCAAAUGAAGGAAUUACCGGGAUUUUAUGUUUGCCGGGCUAUGCCAAUUCUGCCAGCAAAUACAGCGAAUCAAGCUCCGACAGGCCGUGCUGUUAUAGCUGCAUAUACUCCCACGACGCCUUUAAAGCGCUCAAAGAAUACAAAAGAUUGUUCCCUCAACUGUUUGAUUACAUCUCUCGUAACGAAUCGUCUAGAAUUAAUGCUGCCAACGUGUUCCAAUACGUUACCAAUUCAUUGGACCCUGAAGCGCACAUGGGGAGGGAUCACGCAAUACAUUUGGGAAAGAAUAUCGUGGCCUGGUGCGAAGAACAGCCUUUCAAGAUAUUAAAGUUCGUAUCCGGCGGGUAUUCUGCACUUCCAAGCGCCACUAUUGCUGAAAUAGCAAGGCUUCACGAUUCGUUCAUUCGCGAGCACCAACCCACGCCCAGCACAUACAGCACUAGCGAUCUGGACUCAGUCUAUUCGGCCGAAUUUGAUAAAUACCCUUCGCUGAAAUCACCCAAUACAGUAUCAAGGUUACAACGCCGCCUUCCGUGCAUUGGCCAGUACGUCGUCAACCUCUACCAGGGAGGGCCCGUACCCGUUGGGGCCAGGGCAAUCGUUACCGGGAUAUUCCCCGAAAAGGAAUCAACUCUACUCGAGAUAUGCCUUGUUGAUACAUUUUUUGGCGCUUCCACAUGCCAUGGGCGUACACCCAAGUUGCGGGGUCUUACAACCACUCCAGAUCAUGUACUUUCCCUACAGCCAUUUGUGACUUGGGAUUCAGCCUUUCCCUUUCUAGACAGUGCACUUGGUCAAGGGGGGGCCCCUCAACCGGUCGCCCAGCCCACCAUUUAA